Messenger RNA from Fimicolochytrium jonesii, 3564 nucleotides. Its product is annotated as P-loop containing nucleoside triphosphate hydrolase protein. The transcript is spliced from 6 exons. Bases 1 to 3564 code for a protein of 1187 amino acids. Gene Ontology annotation, cellular component: membrane. Gene Ontology annotation, molecular function: ATP binding; ABC-type transporter activity; ATP hydrolysis activity. Lineage: Eukaryota; Fungi; Chytridiomycota; Chytridiomycetes; Spizellomycetales; Powellomycetaceae. Gene Ontology annotation, biological process: transmembrane transport. The record is from RefSeq and is a predicted model, not a curated record.
AUGCCCCUGCUAAUUGCCCAGGUCAUCAAGGUGAUUGAUCCUACCGCGGACCACUCAGGCCUCCUCUUCGACUCACCCUACUCCUACGGUGUCGCUUACUUUGCCAUGGCUGUCUUGUCCAACCUCGCCUCAUACGCGGGGUCUUCCAUACUAGUCGACACCCGCAUUCAGAUGCGCUCCGCUUUAAUCGGCGCCGUGUACCGCAAGACCUUCCGUCUGUCUCUGGCCGCCCGCACUUCCACGUCCCCUGGAUCCAUCAACAGUUUCGCUGACGCGGACACCAGGAGCAUCGGCAUGCUGCCCGAUUCCGUCAUUCGCCUCAUCACCUGCCUCCUCCAAAUCGUCCUUGCCAUCUUCUUCCUCGCACAGUCCCUCGGCGUCUCCACCUGGGUCACCGCUGGCGUCUACGUCGUCUUGGGUGUGGCGGUCGCUCUUCUGUCACCUUACCUGGUCGCCGCAGAGGACAAGUACCUCGAAUUCAUGGACAAGCGUAUUUCCCUCCUUCGUGAGCUUCUGCAGGGCAUGCGCACCCUCAAGCUCGAAGCAGCGGAACGCGUCUUGGGCUCCGCCAUCGACGCCAUCCGCUCUGACCAGCUCGUCUCCCUCGUCAAGCUAAAUAAGUGGCAGGUCCCCUUGAUCGUUUUCCUCAUCAUUCAGCAGGAUGCACUGCCCAGCAUCGCCAUCGCGUCGUUCCAUUUGUUCGGCGGGACCAUCACCGCCGCCUCUGUGUUCACCAUCUUGGGCUUCCUCGACGCUUUGCAGGGGCCGAGUGGGAGCCUGGAAUGGGUUGUCAGCGCAAUCUCCAGCAGCAUCCCUUCCAUCCGACGCAUCUCGGCAUUCCUGGCAAAGGAGGAGAGCGACCCGCGAAAUGUCACCACCACUCGGAUUUCCCCCGACAGCAAGGCGCCCGACGCAAUCGUCAUGCAUGCCGCCACGUUCGCGUUUGAGGCGCUUAUCCCCGCGGAGGACGGCGAGGACGACGCCGGUGAUGAUGCCCAGAGCACGCACGCAGAACCCUUCGAGCUGACGGACCUCUCGCUCGUCAUCCCGCGGGGAAGCCUCGUCGUCGUGGUCGGAUCUGUGGGAUCUGGCAAGUCCAGCUUCCUGUCUGCACUCGUCGGUUCGAUGACUCUUCGUCACGGCACCUCCGCCGUCAAUGGGUCCGUGGCUUAUUGCCCUCAGACCCCUUUCAUCAUGAGCGGCACUAUCGAGAACAACAUUCGCGGGUUCGCGGGCAGAGCCACGGCCGCUUCGGUCUUCGACGCCGUCGAGGCCACGUGUCUCGACCGAGACAUCUCUGUCCUACCUGACGGCCUGUCGACGCGAAUUGGAGAGCGAGGGAUCUCUCUGAGCGGAGGCCAGAAGGCGCGCGUGGCCCUCGCCCGCGCUAUUGCCUGCGAUCCCGACGUGCUGGUUUUGGAUGACCCCCUCGCGGCGUUGGAUGCAUCUGUCGGGAGAACCGUGCUGGAGGAAACGGUGUUGGGAAGAUUGAAGGGCAAGACAGUCAUCCUUGCCACGCAUGACCUCAGGGUUGCUAGCAGGGCCGAUAUCGUGCUGGUGUUCGAAAAGGGAACAAUUGUGGAGAUGGGAACGGCAGCCAAGCUCAGGAAAUUGGAUGGCCAAGGCGAUAAGGAGCACCGUGACACCCACCGGAUAAAAGCGGAGGACGAUACGACCCUUCCUUUGACUUCCUCCGUGGACCCUGAUGUCGUCACCGCCACCCUCACGAAGGAAGUACUUGACGCCGUCGCCAACUUCGAGACCUCUCAGGUGGUGGCCGAGGACCGUCGCAUCGGCUCCGUGCAGCUCUCCGUUUACCGAUCCUACUUUUCCACGGCCGGCUACACCGUCAGCGCCAUCCCUUUUCUGCUACUCCCAAUUGGCAUAGCCGCCGAUGCUGCCCUUCAGAUCUCGUUGGUGCUGUGGUCCAGCGAUUCGUUGGGAUGGACCGACAAUCAGUACUUUACAGGAUUCUACUGCCUUGGGCUGGCGAGGACUGGUAUGGCGCUGGUCACAGGCUGGAGUUGCAUGCUUAUGUGCUACUACGCCAGCAGAGCGUACCAUCGGAAGGCCCUCGAGGGUAUCUUGAACGCGCCUGUCCAGUGGUUUGACCACCAACCCGUCGGACGCAUUCUGAACCGGUUCUCCUCCGACAUUUCUGCCCUCGACACGGAUCUCUUUCCCCUUAUGGACAGUACCUUCGUUUGCGUCAUCUCCGUGUUCUCCAGCGUCGUCGUACUCGCCUUCGGAUCUCCCUACAUGCUUUUACUUCUCGCCGGCCUCGCCGUACCCUCCACGUACCUGUUCGGAUAUUUCCAAACCAGCUACAGGGAGCUCAAGCGGCUGCAGAGCACCCUCCAGAGCCCACUCUCGGCGCAUUUGAGCGAAAGCUUUGACGGGAUCGCCACCAUCGGAAUCUACGGAUGGGUUGAGGCGUUUGUGGAGCGGCAGGAGGUCGUGACGGAUCUGUCCAACAAGGCACCCUUGCUGAUGUCAACCGCCGAGUUCUGGCUUCACCUGCGUCUGGCGUUGCUCUCUUCCCUCAUCAUCCUCGUCACCUUGAUGCUCGCCGGCGCGGGAUUCAUCUCAAGCAGCGCCGCGGGAUUGAUGCUCGUGUCCGCCAUCGGCAUAUCUGGCCACAUCAGAAACGCCUUGGAGCAUUUCAGUCGGGUGGAAGCAAUCUUCAACGCCGUUGAACGUCUUGACCACUACGCAUCUGACCUUCCAUCGGAAAUCUCCAAGGGCUCCAUCAGCGUCCCCUUGGACUGGCCGUUGCAAGGCGCUAUCAUCAUCCGCGACCUCACGCUCGCCUACGACGCCACUACGCCUGUCAUCAAAAAUGUAUCCCUCUCCAUCCCCGCAGGCCAACACAUCGCUUUGUGCGGCCGUACUGGUUCCGGAAAGAGCACCCUCUGCGCCGCCCUAUUCCGCCUCAUGACACCCGUCUCGGGUUCCAUCGCGAUUGAUGGCGUCGAUAUCGCCGACAUUGACCUCCACACCCUCCGAUCCCGUCUCAUGAUCAUCCCUCAGGAUCCCGUCCUCUCAAGCGGGACGCUGAGAGCCAACCUGGACCGACACGGCAAGUAUCCUGACUCGGACAUCUGGCACGCGCUGGACCUUGCGGGCCUACAUUCCCACGUAUCUACCCUUCCCGGCAAGCUCGACCACCCUGUCACCUCAUCCACCUCCCUAUCCUCCGGCCAACGUCAGCUACUCUUUAUGGCGAAAGCCAUCUUGCGAGCCCCACACAUCCGCAUUCUGGUGCUGGACGAAUCGACUGCCAGCGUCGAUGCGGCCGCCGACGAUCGUAUUGGGAAAUUAGUGAAGGAAAAGUUCAGCCAUGCUACGGUCGUGUGCGUCGCGCAUCGGUUGAGCACUGUCGCGGGGAUGCAGAGGGUUGUUGUGAUGUCGGAUGGGAAGGUGGUGGAGACCGGGACGCCAUGGGAGCUGCUCGGCAAGGAUGAGUCCGUGUUCAAAGGGAUGGUGGAAUGUACGGGACCUGAGAAUGCGCAGGCCAUCCGGGAGGUCGCGAAAAGGGGGUUAGAGGAGGGUAUAGAUGCGUAG